Molecule: messenger RNA, 3639 nt
Organism: Harmonia axyridis
Lineage: Eukaryota; Metazoa; Arthropoda; Insecta; Coleoptera; Coccinellidae
Product: zinc finger protein 62-like
Exons: 4
Coding region: 328-3513 (1061 amino acids)
Cellular component (GO): nucleus
Molecular function (GO): zinc ion binding
Source: RefSeq, a predicted model, not a curated record
CUAGUGUAGCAUUUGAAUUGAAGCGUUCCCAUACCUACAGAGAGAGCAGUUGAGAGCGGAAGCCAAACCAAAUCCACACGCUUGACGAUCGAGGCAGGCAGUUGGCUGACGCUACGUACUUUCUUUCAUCCUGGGACUCUGUGAGAGAGGAGGGGAACUGGCGUUGUUGUCUAUCAAUCGCAGAGGUCUGUGCUGUCUGACAUGGCUGUUCGGUUUCUCUAAGAGUGCUUGAUGUACGCGUCUGCUACGUUAGAAUAUCAUCGGUAGUGUUUAUAUCUUUCGUGACUUUUGAUAAGUGAUAACUUUAAAAACUAUAGUUUGGUGAAUAUGUCGGACGUUGAAGUGGGCAUUCACGCCCGCUGCUGUAGGCUUUGCCUAGUGGAAAAUAAGGAGACGAUAAAGGACUUGGGUAAAGGCGUAUUGUUGAGAGAACGUAUACUCGCCGUAUUAUCGAUUGAGAUUAAAGAGGAUGAUGUUAUGUCAAAAUAUGUCUGUGACAGCUGUUCGCAGAAAGUGGAAACUUGGUGCGAAUUCAAGAGGAAUUGCCAGAGAAAUCAGUCUACUAUUUCAUCAUGGGCAAAAGAAAGCGAAGGAGGAAGAGUAGCUGUCACUGUCAAGGAGGAGGUGAUUGACGACACCUCCACUGAAGAGGAGGAAGUAGAAGUAGCCCAGGAAUGUCAUAUCAGCGUAAAAUUGGAACCAGUUGAUUUUGAAAAUCAUGACGUGUCGUCAUUGACCAAUGGCAACCACAAUGACACUACCUGUUCUUUAUCUCCACCUCGGAAUGAUGAAUCGCAAGGAAGCAUAGAAAACAGUGAGUGCGAAAUGGAAAUUUUAGGAACACAAGACUUGGCAGUAAUGAAUAGUGCUGGAACAUCUUCCGAGCAAAGUCAUUCCGAGAAGAUAGAAUUCGCUGCAGGUUUGAAAUUGAUCAAAAGUGACUCGACUCCAAUUGAGAUGGAGAGUUUGUCUCCCCUAGAGAGCAGUUAUAUUGAAAAAUGUAAGGCGAUGGUGGAUAUGUAUCGCUCAAUGAAGUGCGCAUGUCACUCGGCCACUCAUCCUAACCUCAAAGGGCUGUUGUCACAUCUUCGUUCGGUGAAAAUAUGGUUCCCCGUUUUCACCUGCUACAAUUGCAUGAUAACAUUCACAGACAGAUCUUCUAGUGGCAAACAUAUCCACAAAUGCCCGAAUAGGAAUUUGGACACUUUGGUCAAGUUGUCCAACCUCAAGAAGCGAAGCACCCUUAAAACCAGGCUGUACCAAAACUACAGAUGUAUCAAAUGCAGGUUUAUAUAUUCCUUCCACAAGGAUUUCUGCAAGCACAUCGAUGAAGAACAUUGCGAAGAGGUGGCACCUUACAGCUGCUCCUGUGGAAAGACCUUCGAUUCUUUGGAAGAUUACAAGGAUCAUAUCUAUGUAUCCUGCAUGGUGGAAUACUUUUGCGACGCUUGCAACAUCGCUGUAAGAACUUUGAAGGAAUUUAUCAAUCACGCUCAACACCAGCAUGACAAUUCGGAAGGGUUUAGUCUAAUCCUGGACGACAACUAUAAGAAGAGGACUUUCCAUAGGGUGGAGCCUAGGGAAAACAAAGAAAUCUUGGGAAAGAGGAGGAGUUCCACCUAUGGUAGAGCGCCAACAGUGGAGAUCGAAGAUGAGGUGCAACCAAGCCCUCCAAAGAUUGCUAAAACCAGCCGGAGCAUCCCAACCAAGUGCCCACAGUGCGAUAAGGUCUAUUCGUGCCAGGCAAACAUGUUGAGACACUUCCGAACCCAUCAAGAUGUCGUCAAGAAGGAAGAACCGGAAGUCGAGGCUUCGGAUAACUCUUUCUACAGAUGCCCCGACUGCCAAAUAAUGUUUAACGCAGCGGAGUGGGAUAGACACAAGGAGACUCACGAGCAGACCAAAUGCAACGAAUGCGACAAGAUAUUUUUGUUCCAAACCGAAUUGGAACAGCACAGAUCGGUCCACUUAAACCUCAAGGUUUACAGAGAUGCCAAAACGGAUUCGUACAAGAGCACCAUGCUGAGUCCUAACGCUGAGAUGCCGAUAUGUAACAUUUGUAACAUAUUGUGCGAGAAUUUCGAAGAUCUGGAAAGUCAUAAGCUGUCCCACGAAGAUUUGGAAGAUGAAGGUGUACCUCUCGAGCUGUCCAAGUAUUCGUGCGUGACCUGCAACAAACACUUUGUGUCUUAUACGGAGUACAGCGAUCACAAUAUUAAGAACCACACCGAUAAGCAGAUAUCUAAUUUGGCAUAUCCGAGGAAGUGCGAUGAAUGUGACAAGAUAAUCACCAGCGGAUCAGCCUUUGCGAGCCACAAGGCGAUGCAUAGAAGACUAAGAGAUCAAUCAGUUAGACUGUCAAGUCCGGAGUCAUCUUUGGAAAGACCAAAGUCCAGGAAGUCCAAUCCGGAAGGCGAAGAUUACCACACGUGCAAAAAAUGCUUUAAGGUGUUUUCGAGCAAGUACAAUUUGAAGAUGCACAUGAAACUUCACGGAAUAAACAUGACCUCAACCAGAACAUCGAAGUCCCCGAGAAAGUUUACCUGCGAUAGAUGUAACGUGAACUUUGGAAAUGCCGAUGCCUUGAACAACCACAUCGAUGAAGAACACGACGAUAUGCCGGAUCUAGCCGAGGAAUUCGACAGUGGUCCGUAUAUUUUCACUUGUGACAUUUGUGUGCAAAAUUUCACCACUAAAGCCGCACUUAUACAGCACAAGGCGAAACAGCAUACGCAGGAAGCUGGGCCGUCCAACAGGUACGCUACUUACUGCAAGUACUGCAAGAUUGGGUUCGAACGUACUUCGGAUCUUGAGGAGCACAUGAUGCAGGAACAUUCGGAGAUACCGGUUACCAAAACACCUAAGAUGGGGCACAAUAAGGGUUUCAGUUGCAAGAUUUGCAAGAAGAGCUUUUCGUCGCAGCCUGCGAUGUAUGCUCACAUGGGGUGGCAUAAACGUACCAACAACGAGGGACCUUUAACCUCCCCAAUGAAAAGGACGCAAAUGCUGCUACCGAAGCCCAAAAAAUCAGAUUUUGAGUGUUUAACUUGCGGACAGGAACUACCGAAUGAUGUAGCGUUGAAAAUCCACAACAUCGAAAAGCAUGGCAACAUGGCUGCUUUAUUGACACCCAGAUGCGAUUCUUGCGAUCAAGAAUUCGCAACGAAGACAGAGUACGAGAACCAUAUGAAGUUGCACGAGAUAGUGGAAAACCAAAAAACUCAAAAAGUGACAUUUUCUUGCCAGUUGUGUGCGGCUUCUUUUAGUAAGAGUGAAACUUUGCAAGCACAUGUGAAAAUAAGUCAUCCGACGUGUCUUCAGGAAUAUAAGUGUCCACAUUGUGCGAGGACUUUUGACAAGCAGGCUUCGCUGACCAAUCACAUUAAGGUUCACGAAAAGCAGAAGGUUGUUGUUGGAAACUCCAAACCGCUCUACUUCUGUUCGAUUUGCAAUAAGGGUUUCCAUUUACCAAAAGAAUUAAGAGCUCAUACCAUAACCGCUCAUCCUUUUUGAGCUAGUCAAGACUUUUAGAAGAUAAGACAAAUAUUAAUUAAUUUGUAUUUUUUAUAUGACGUUAGAAUGUAAUUAUUAACUUUUUCUUUAUUAAAAAUUUCCAAAAAAUGUUUAUUGAACCAUGGA